CCCCAUUCACCCCCCAUUUAAUAGAAUUACUUAAUAUACACUCUUUUUUUUUUUUUCUUUACUGCGUAAACAUGUCCGUCUUUAAAGAUGCCACAAGUGCACCCAUUUGGCUCAGUCUAGGUGUACUUUGGCGUUAAAAUAAACCCUUUCAGUUGGAAGUAGGACAUAAAUAAAAGAAAUACAAUUCCUCUUUCUGAAUGGUUUGUGGUGUUUACAUUGCAAUAUGAUUCAUGUUAAAGCCUUCAUGUUGAUCUAUGUGCGCCAUGAGAGUGAAAAUAUGAUUUUUAUUUGUUCAUUUACUAUACAGAUACUAUGUGUUAUUUACCCCUCCCAUUCAACUGAGUCUCCUACAUUAUUGUCUAAUCACUUUUUAACGAAUGUACUAUACACUUUACUGAUCAGUAUUCAACAAGCAUUUUUUUUAAUAAAGUCGUGCUUUCCGGCGUCUGUUCAAUCUAUUUAAUUCUUCUUUAAACUUCGUUUACCCUUCCUCCUCAACUGGGACACAGCUAAUGGGGGACUUAUAAUUUUUACAAGCUUCCAUUUGACUCGACUUACUCAAACUAUCCUCUUGGGUGCAGUUUAUCGCCUUGAUAUCUUAUUUCAGACGUGGAUAAAGACGAUUUUUAUUUUUUUGUUAAAAACACGUUUUAUU
Mucor mucedo is the source of this 655-nucleotide messenger RNA. RefSeq lists its product as uncharacterized. The coding region runs from base 224 to 463 and encodes 79 amino acids. The record is from RefSeq and is a predicted model, not a curated record. The transcript has a single exon. Lineage: Eukaryota; Fungi; Mucoromycota; Mucoromycetes; Mucorales; Mucoraceae.